Micromonas pusilla CCMP1545 is the source of this 450-nucleotide messenger RNA. RefSeq lists its product as uncharacterized. The coding region runs from base 1 to 450 and encodes 149 amino acids. NCBI's taxonomy places the organism in Eukaryota, Viridiplantae, Chlorophyta, Mamiellophyceae, Mamiellales, Mamiellaceae. The transcript is spliced from 2 exons. The record is from RefSeq and is a predicted model, not a curated record.
AUGUCCGCGCACACCCUCGCGGGCGUCGCCCCGUGCUCCGUCCGCGCUCCCUCCUCGCGGACGACGCCGCGCCGCGGCCGCCGUGCCGCGUCCGUCGCGACGCGCGCGGGAGGAAAGCCCGGCGAGAACGGCGAGCCGUACGUCGCGACGAACGUCUUCGUCGUCCCGGACGGCGACGCCGCGGUCGUGAAGCGCCUGAAAGACGAGAUGGCGUCGCGGCAGACCGCGAUGAAAGCCGCCCCCGGGUUCGUUUCCUGCGACUUUCACCCGGGGCCCGGGGUGAACGAGCACACGUUCAAGCAGCAGUGGAGCACGAAGCAGGCGUACGAGGAUUACAUGAACACGCCGGAGCGGCGGCGAUCGCACCUCGCCGCGGGGGUGUAUCAGUACCUCCCGAAGGACAAGUGGUCCGUCCCGGAAAAUUUCACCCCGCUGUUGCCGAAGAAGUGA